This is a messenger RNA of Gopherus flavomarginatus (Mexican gopher tortoise), 1134 nucleotides long. RefSeq names its product zinc finger protein 565-like. The transcript has 4 exons. Lineage: Eukaryota; Metazoa; Chordata; Testudines; Testudinidae. The record is from RefSeq and is a predicted model, not a curated record. The coding region runs from base 67 to 1134 and encodes 355 amino acids. Gene Ontology annotation, biological process: regulation of DNA-templated transcription.
GUGUAUUUCACCCAGGGGCAAGGGGCUCUGCUGGACCCUGCUCAGAGAGCCCUCUACAGGGACAUCAUGCAGGAGAACUACGAGAUUUUGACCUCGCUGGGAUUUCCCAUUCCCAAACCUGAACUGAUCGCCCAGCUGGAACGAGGGGAAGAGCCGUGGGUGCCCGAUCUCCAGUCCUGCGAGAAAAGAGAGAUCUCGAGAGGUGACCGCACAGCAGGUGAUGAGAGAGUGAGUGAGAAUAAAGAGGAGAAUGAUGAUGCAGAAGUUCUUGGUAAAGUGGAAGCACAGGAGACCUUUAUGGGAAGUGCUGCAUGGAAUUUUUCCCACUGCUUCGAACAGAGAGAAGCCUUGGAAAAUUGGCAGAGGUCACAGAGGCUGCUGGUAAACCAUCUGGGAAAUCACCCAGAGAGGCUGCUGGGAAACUAUCCAGGGAAGAAAGUGGAUGAAUCUAUUAACUGUGGGGGAGGAGACAAGGAUCCCAGAGCGCAGCACACAAAUCCCAAGGAAGAGACACCCGGGGACGGCCUGCAGUGUGGGAAAAGAUUCAUUGUGAGCUCACAGCUUGUGACACAUCAGACAAUCCAUACUGGAGAGAAACCCCUUCAAUCCUUGGACCAUGGAGAAAGCUUCAAUAACCGCUUAGACCUUAAUAACCACGAGAGACGCCACAAAGAGGGGAAACCCUCUCAAUGUGUAACACAUCAGAGAAUCCACACAAGCGAAAGACUCUAUAAGUGUUUAGACUGUGGAAAAAGUUUCAUAUGGAGGUCAUCCCUUGUUAAACAUCAGAAAAUCCACACAGGAGAGAGACCCCAUAAGUGUUUGAACUGUGGGAAAAGUUUCAUACGGAGGUCAUCCCUUGUUUUACAUCAGGCAAUCCACACAGGAGAACGCCCCCAUAAGUGCUUAGACUGUGGGAAAAGUUUCAUACGGAGGUCAUCCCUUGUUAAACAUCAGAAAAUCCACACAGGAGAGAGACCUCAUCAGUGCUUGGACUGUUGGAAAAGUUUUAUACAUAGAUCUGAUCUUUUUAAACAUCAGGGAAUCCACACGGGAGAGAGACCCCAUAAGUGCUUAGACUGUGGAAAAAAUUUCAUACGGAGGGAGGCUAGAAGUGAGACUGAGCCCUGGUAG